Messenger RNA from Dermacentor andersoni, 3512 nucleotides. RefSeq lists its product as uncharacterized. Lineage: Eukaryota; Metazoa; Arthropoda; Arachnida; Ixodida; Ixodidae. The record is from RefSeq and is a predicted model, not a curated record. Gene Ontology annotation, molecular function: zinc ion binding; nucleic acid binding.
UGAGUUUGGUUUUCAGCCGAGCUAGCAGAGCAGAGAGGUUUUCACGUUUUCGCUAUGGAUUUCCUCGGUCACUAGUUUCAUGGUGUCAUAUUUAUAUGCACAUUUCCGUGACUAAACGUUUGUGUAAACGCAAGGCUGGCUUGUUCACCUCUGUGCAAAAAAUAUUGCGGCAAUGUUCAAACCAUUCUGAGCUUUCACUAGGCGAAUACUUGCAGUGUGGUUGCGUCGAAUGCUCAUCUCUGUGCCGGCCCUGCGAGUUCUGUCAUCGUGUUAGCGCUGUGCUUUUCGAAUUGGUGUCCUGAAACACUGACGCAGUUCCCAUUUUUUUGCUUUUGAAGCGUCGCCUUUCCAUGAUGGUCAAAGAGGAUCCUUCAGACAUUGGCCAGGACUCCAACCAGGAGAGUAGCAAGAGCCCCAAGCGUGAAGGUGAGAAAAGUCCAAGACAGGAGGAGGAGGGUGCGAGCAAGCCCAAGAAGGCCAAGUUCAAAGACGACGAGAAGGGGCGCGAGUACGAGUGCAAGCUGUGCGACUGCAAGUUCUUCACGGUUGCCCAGUAUACAUGCCACAUCCAGAGUUUCGAGCAUCGUAAGCGCACCAUCCUGAAGACAGCCACCAAGGCUUUCAGCGAGGCACCCCAGUAUCGAGAUGGCCAUGGGAGUGACCUGCCACCAGGUCUGUCGGGUCGCAAGGUGGUGCACUGCAAGGUCUGCAAUGUGUUCACCAACAGCGCGAUACAGCUGGCCGAGCACCUGAACGGGGGACGGCACAAGAUGAUGUGCUUCAAGUUCAACGUGCCCAUCACCACCUUGGAGCUGACGAGCGACGACACCAGCACCCUUGAGGGCACCCGGUUGCAAGGGGAAAAGCUGAUGUGCAAGUGUUGCUCCGUAGAGAUCAACUCCAUGGAGCAGUACAAAGCGCACAUGGGCAGCACAAGACACAAACUGAUAUCACAGAAAAAGCCACUCAAACCAGAACGCGCAAUAAAGAGGGCCCUCAAGCCCUUCUACAAGAACAAGAAGAAGGAGAAAAGUGAAGAGCAAUCAGACGUCAAGACUGGGAAGGAUAAGGGCAAGGAGGACAAGAAAAAGGACGAUGACAAGGAGAAGGACAAGGAGAAGGACAAGGAAGAGGACAAAGAGAAGGGCAAGAAUGACAAGGAGCAGGACAAUGCGCUGAACAACAAAGGAGCUGACAAUGGCACCCAUAGCACGAAGGUGCGGGACAAGUACCAGCUUGGCCUGCUCGAUCAAUUGAAUGAACGCCCAGACAGGCGUAAUGAGAUGGAGUUUAGCCGUUCCCACCGGCCAAUAAAAGACAAGAAGACACCUGCUUUAAGACCAGUGCCUUACAUGUGCGACAUCUGCCAGAUGUUUGGAAAGUCUGCCUUUGAGCUGAACGAACACCUGAAUAGUGAGGGACAUAAAGCAGCGCUGCGCAAGUUUCUCAGCGGCGAAAAGUCACCCCCGACCAAGGAUGGCAAGGUCGACGACAAGCCUGCCGAGGUCAAGGACUCCAAAGAUAAAGAGUCCCAAAAACCGAAGCUGUAUUGUGAUAUUUGCCAGCUUCUGCUGCCAUCGUUGGGCGUGAAAGAGCAGCAUGAGAAAAGCAAGAAGCACAAGUUCCUGCAAGAACUGAGGAAGAAUGCCAAGCCAGAAUCGCACACCAAAGAGGCUACUGUUAAGAAGACCGCAGCAACAAAGACAGUCACUGCAGAAAAGGCAGUCCCUCCAGCGAGGCCCUUACGCUGCAGUGUCUGCCAAACGGAUGUCGAGUCGGAUGAAGCCAUGAAAGAGCACAUCAAGAGCAAGAAGCACAAGUUUCUUUCUGAGCUGAAGCCAGAGCCACCAGCGCCUGUCCGGCGGCCAGAAGAAAGCACCAGGCGCAAACGUGCCCGGCCACGUGACAGCAGUCCUGACAGGCGAGACUGGCGACGUUGGACACGGCGCAAGAGUGAGGAGGAGGAGAUCCCUGAGCUGGCAGCCUUGGCUCUGAAACGACAGGCGUUGCAAGUAGAAUUGGCCAAGCGACGAAAAGAGAUUGAUGAACAGCGCCGCCUCAUCGCAGAGCUGCAAGAGGAGCAGCACCUUGAAGAGGAGAAGGCUGCACUGCGGCGCAUGAUCGAUGAGUGCCGGUUGCUAAUUGAAGAGCGGGAGCGCCACAAGCGCCAGGCCACUGAAGCAGAGGCGAGCACUUCACGUAAAACAGCUAAGUCUGUCCAGUGGCACGAUAGUGUUAAGGUGGUUGAGGUGAUGGAAGAGCCGUGGGACUCUGGUCACACCAGGAACCAUGACUAUGCAGAGCCGCAAGAACGCCUCAGCAUUGUCAGGAAGGCACAAGAGGACUGGGAAAGAGAACACCUUAUUCAGGCCAGGAGUCGUGGCCCUGCACACCAGAAGCACUCGGUCCCUGCUGAGCAGGAGGUGGAAGACUGGGAGAAGGACCGCCCUACUGGCGGGUCCAGUACUCUCAGUUACACUUCAUUCUCACGCUGGGACGGUGAAAUCCCACUUCUGGGCACGCCUGUCGAAACGGUCGACAGUGGGACAUCAUGGCCUGACAGCCUAUCUGCUCAGUCUCAGGAAGGCACUCCCUCUUUCCGAAACUCCUUAGAAGGUGAAGAGAGGAUAAUUGAGCCUUUCUCCCAAGAGCCACCUUUCAGACAAAUGGAUGUAGGCGCUGUUUUCUCCCAAGAGUCUUUCGGGAAUGUGAGCACCAACUGGCCAGGUGCACAGCACAGCCCACCAGUCUGGAGCAAUGUCUCCCAAGAGCACGACUGGAGUCGUCCAGUGUUGUGCACUCCAUCAACCAGUGCAGGGCUCUUGGGAGACAGGCCUGGCCUUUUGGAAAACAGGCAUAGCACCUUGGAGGACACGCCCAGCCUUCUUAUAGACAGGCCAAGCUUCUUAGAAGACAGACCGAGGUUUCCUGAUGACAGGUCGAGCCUCUUGAAUAACAGGCCUAACCCCUUGGGAAGCAGGCCAAGCCUCUUGGGAGACAAAACAAGCCUUCUGGGAGAAAGGCCAAGCCUCUUGGGAGACAAAACAAGCCUUCUGGGAGAAAGGCCAAGCCUCUUGGGAGACAAGCCAAGCUUCUUUGAAGACAAGUCAAGCCUUUUCGGAGACAGGCCAGAACAGCAGUCGCAGUUUUGGAGGCACUCGUCACAGUGGCCCACCUCUGAGCCCAAACCAUGGGGAGAAAGCUCAAGUGUGCGCAUACCAGGCCUCGAUUUUGUUUAGCUGUGCAUUUGUCAUUGAUGAAACAUUGACUGAGUGGGUUUCAUUGAUUUUCACUGUUACACCAGCAAGUUUGCAGCAGCUAGCAGUAUUCCUGUGUACUAGUUCUCAAACCUUCUAAGCUUGAUUCUUGGUGUUGCCAGCUUCAUGCUAGCCCAUACAAGACAUGAAUGGGCUAACUAUUAGUGCAAGUUGCAUGAGACUAUGUAAAUGUUUGCGCGAGUUGCUGUCAUCAGAAAACGUUGCACCUAAUAAAUCACAUCUGAUGAUAAUAGU